GUUCUUGCCAUCCGAUCGCCGGCUGUAGCCAGUGAAAUCUUUAUUUUUUGGUAGGGUAACAAGAAAGUAAACCUGUCAGAAAGACGAUAGACAACAAAGACCAUUGACCUUGGUUAGAUCACAGAAUGCUUGCUACCAAUUCAAGACUAGCAUUGAAACUUGUGCAUAGAAACUCAGUCAGAUGUGUACAGUGUGCAAUUCAGCAAAACUUUAGUACCACACAAAGCUUGAGUGAGCUGCGGAAACUAUCCUCUGUGAAAAUUGUGGACAACAGUGUGAUAGGGAAAAAGGCAUUAGAGAGAGGGAGCAAAGUGAAAAUUCUUCAGGUUUACACUAAGAAUGAGGUAGCCCGAGCUGGAGACAAGGUUUUAGUGUCCAUCGAGAAAGAGAGGAAAAAGGCUUACAUUGUGGGAUGUGUUCAGAAACCUAAAGUGAUGCAGCCAAGAUUUGACAGUAACAAUGCAGUGUUGAUUGAUGACACAGGCGCACCCAUAGGGACUAGGAUCCGUGUACCUUUGCCUUCACAUCUGAGGGGUCGAAGCGGAGACUUCACCAAGAUUUUAUCAAUUGCAUCCAAAUUUGUUUGAUACUGAAUGCACUUUUUUUAGAAUAAAAAAAAUGUAUUUAUGA
Ylistrum balloti is the source of this 630-nucleotide messenger RNA. Its product is annotated as large ribosomal subunit protein uL14m-like. The record is from RefSeq and is a predicted model, not a curated record. Lineage: Eukaryota; Metazoa; Mollusca; Bivalvia; Pectinida; Pectinidae. Gene Ontology annotation, molecular function: structural constituent of ribosome. Gene Ontology annotation, biological process: translation. Gene Ontology annotation, cellular component: ribosome; mitochondrion. Bases 126 to 587 code for a protein of 153 amino acids. The transcript has 3 exons.